AUGGAAGGGAAGUGCGUCCUCCUGUGGCUACUGCUGAUUGCUGCAGUGGUCUUGCAGUCCUCUGCCCAGCACUGGUCUCACGGAUUGAGCCCUGGUGGCAAGAGAGAGGCUCACAGUCUGACUGAAGUGAUGGAAGGCCUACCAAAGCGGAGUGCAUCACUCUGUGGUAGUGAAUACAGAGAUGUUUCCCCUUAUAAAAGACCAGAUAGACUUGAACAGUUGGCUUAA
Clupea harengus (Atlantic herring) is the source of this 228-nucleotide messenger RNA. Its product is annotated as progonadoliberin-1. Lineage: Eukaryota; Metazoa; Chordata; Actinopteri; Clupeiformes; Clupeidae. Gene Ontology annotation, biological process: multicellular organism development. Gene Ontology annotation, cellular component: extracellular region. The coding region runs from base 1 to 228 and encodes 75 amino acids. The transcript is spliced from 3 exons. Gene Ontology annotation, molecular function: hormone activity. The record is from RefSeq and is a predicted model, not a curated record.